Messenger RNA from Saccostrea cuccullata (small rock oyster), 480 nucleotides. RefSeq lists its product as uncharacterized. The transcript has a single exon. Lineage: Eukaryota; Metazoa; Mollusca; Bivalvia; Ostreida; Ostreidae. The record is from RefSeq and is a predicted model, not a curated record. The coding region runs from base 1 to 480 and encodes 159 amino acids.
AUGUAUGCCUUACAAUCAUUAAAAAAUCGGGAUGACACUGUAAUCAAGAAAGCAGACAAAGGCUCUACAGUUGUAGUACUGUAUAAAGAGACUUACAUGGCAGAGGCCCAAAGACAACUCUCAGACAAACGUUUCUAUAAGAAACUGGACUCUGACCCUACUAAAGAAUUCUCCACCGCCAUUACUAAAACUCUUGACGAUAUGUGUGAGAAAAAUGAGAUUGGUAUCAACGUCUAUGAGACCUUAAAUUCUAUUGACUGUAGACCAGGACAAUUCUAUCUGCUUCCUAAAAUACACAAAGAAGGCAUGCCAGGUCGCCCCAUAGUCAGUGCAAUUGGACACCCCAUGGAGAAUCUUUGUACCCCAAUAUUCCGCACGAUGAGGGUAUCGAAGCCUGUAGAGAAGUCUGGGAUAGUAGAUCUAUACAAAUUCCUUCUACCGAGUCCCUUGCCAAGCUCCUUGAACAUGUUCUCAAGUUAA